Gaeumannomyces tritici R3-111a-1 is the source of this 513-nucleotide messenger RNA. RefSeq lists its product as hypothetical. The transcript is spliced from 3 exons. The coding region runs from base 1 to 513 and encodes 170 amino acids. Lineage: Eukaryota; Fungi; Ascomycota; Sordariomycetes; Magnaporthales; Magnaporthaceae. The record is from RefSeq and is a predicted model, not a curated record.
AUGCGGGGAGGUAGAUGCGUGAUUGGAUGCCAGGUUUUCGGCUGGAAACAUGCCGGCUUCGCGAGGCAGGAGCUGCAUAGAUCGGCGGUACGCUGCGCGGUCCUCAGGUCGCGGUCCGCUGCUGGUCAACAUACCACAACAGUCCCUACCACGCAGAAAGAGACACGUUGGCACAAGUACCUCCGAACCGCCGGGUGUGACCAACACCAAUGCAGGAUACGAAUCGCUUCCGUGCAAGUAGUAAGCAAGGAGGGUCACAGUUUGAAAUGGUUGCCUGCCGGGCACGCGGAGCGGUACGCUGGCAGCGUCCCAUUAUCGUCUUGUCAUCGCUCAAAGUGCUGUUGCAGGUACACCGGCCAAAGUUCCUCCGUCUCGUCAUCGGUAGCGAACGCCCGAUUUGUUACGUCACAAUGGUUUUCGAUGAACCCGGGCAAUUUACACCAUGGAGUGAGCUCGCUGCCGUCGGGCGUUCCAUACUCGGGCAACAGCACCGGGGAUGUCAUCUUUGCCUGA